AAGGGGGGGGAGUCGAGGUCAAGUUUUGAUAGAUUUUGCGUACGUGCUAUAUGGAUGGCCCCUUAACUCCUAUAUAUAUGCGCACACAGAUACAUCGUGUGAGUGUCCGCUGACUUCGUUUGAAGAUCGAGAUUCACGCCUGGUCUGAGAUUUUCAGCUCCUUUCUCAACAAUUUUAAAAGUCGUGCCGUAACAAAGAAAUGGACGGUGCCGCGGGUCGUUUGCUGGUGGUCUUCACUCUGUUCAUGAUGCACGAGAGAGGAGCUGCUAGCUCGUGCUAUGUUGGCAGCAAUGAUUUUGGACAGCAAGAAACACCGACGACUUGCGCAGCAGGAAUGGAUGCUUGUGUGACUUUUAAAAUCACAGCUGGCGCUACAACGGGCACUGGAUAUGCGUGCACCAGUCAACAGAACUGCCAGAAUACCGCUGUGAACAAGGCCUAUCUCGAAGGUCAAAUGCAGCUCCUAGGUUUAACCGCAACAGCAGGAAACAUGGUGUGCUGCACAGGGAACAACUGCAAUCGCCAAACGUCAGCUGCUAGCUCGUGCUAUUUCGGCAGCAAUGAGUUUGGACUGCCAGAAACACCGAAGACUUGCCAAGCAGGAAUGGAUGCUUGUGUCACUUUUAAAAUCACAGAAGGCACUAAGACAGGCACCGGAUAUGCGUGCACCAGUCAACAGAACUGCCAGAAUGCUGCUGUGAACAAGGACUAUCUGGAAUAUCAAAUGAAGCUCCUGGGUUUAACCGCAACAGCAGGAAACAUGGUGUGCUGCACAGGGAACAACUGCAAUCGUGCGGGGGCCGCUGCUGCAGCUCACAGGAUUGUGGUCUCAAUGUCAUCGUCACCCCAUCUCUUUUUCCCCGUCUCAGUCCUCCUCUCACGCUUCUUUGCCUAAAUCCUAGGGAUUGCUGGGAGCAGAAACGGGAGGAGAAAUGUAAGAAAUGACGUAAAUAUAAGAAUACGUUUUACUCUAUGUUGCAAUAUAAAAGGUGUUAAGAUGUUAAAAGACCAAACUAAAACUUUUUGCAAGGAAUCAUUUCUGCAUUAACCACAUAUACUUGUGGUGAACAUGCAAAAAAUAAACAGUACAUGCUCUGAUACUCUGAUAGUAUAUGAUGCAUUGUCUUUGAAACUGAUUGGUCCACACCAGAGUCAACUUUAUUUAGAGCCUAGUCUCAAACAGUGUUGGAUCAGAGGACGCCAAAAGGCGCUCACAAAGACAAUGCCACUGUCAGAACUAUCAGAGCUUUGGGUGAGCAGCAUCUUGUCUCCGAUCUCGUCUCUCAUCUUGUCUCCGUCUUGUCUCCCAUUUUUCUUCCAUCUGAUAUCCGUCUUGUCUCCAGUCUCGUUUCCCAUCUCAUAUCUGUCUUGUCUCCCAUCUAAUUUCCCGUCUUGUCUACCGUCUUUUCUCCCAAGCAACCCUUCGUGGGUCACAGGUCACGUGGUGUCCCCAGCCUCCAGUGAGGAGGCGAAGAGGUUCAGUCCUCGCACAGUAACCCACACUGUACACAUACUGUACUAUACAGUGUUGCACACUACAUCAAUUGAUUUCGUUCCCUGCACUUCUUGUACAAGCUAUACUCAACAAUGUAACAUUUCAUAUUUUACAUUCAGAAUACGUCCAGUUUAAUGUGUUGAGGUUGAUGUAGGGGAACAUAAUACAACGGUGAGGGGAGUGUCGUAUCCUGGCUUUCCCAUUUGAGUUUGCGGAUCACGCAUUUUUCCGUUCGUGGCUAUUUCCCCCCCAAAAACAAUGUAACCCCGAGCCACGAUGGGCAAAUGGUUUACUGUGUACAUGUGUUGUGGAGUAAAUGAUGACUCGGAGGCAAAUCUUCAUGUUAGGGCUUGCGCCAGUUUCUUUAAGGGCUUACGCCAGUUGCUUUAUUAAAGACCUCUCUUUGCACACGACUCCGUGUACUGUACACUCACUGCCUACACUCCACACCCCAGAGAAAAGGUACUGGGGAUUCCCUAGCACACCCGUAGGCUACCCUAGCCUGGUGCCAAUUUCCCCCUACCCCGGGAUCCCAUCGCUCCUCCAGGGGAAAAGUACUGGAGAAGUCCCUAGCACCCACAGGCUACCCUAGCCUGGUGUCAAUUUCCCUAUACCCUGGGUCCCGACUGUGCAAUACACGUUCCCGGAUUCUCCAGAUGACCCUGAACCCGUGACGGGUUCCGGCUUAAAUCCCCCAGGGGGACAUGACGUCACCGUCCCGCCCCCUGUGCAUAACGUCACCAUCCGUGACGUCAUCAUACCAGAGGGCGAGCGUGACAUGACGUCACUAACUCCUACACUACAUCACCCCCCCCUGUGAAAAAAAAACAGCCGACCCGGCUGCAACCAUUACAAGAGCAGACCCCGGCAAACCCGAAUGGGAAGACAACUCCCCACACGGGACACUGGAACGUGUCCAACG
Petromyzon marinus (sea lamprey) is the source of this 2417-nucleotide messenger RNA. RefSeq lists its product as uncharacterized. The record is from RefSeq and is a predicted model, not a curated record. Lineage: Eukaryota; Metazoa; Chordata; Hyperoartia; Petromyzontiformes; Petromyzontidae.